AUUUCAGUUUUUUGGCAGUAUUUAAGUAAAUGAACUAUACUGUGUGUGCAAUUAUUUUUUUAAAUGGCACCUUCUAUAUUUUGGACUGUUUAACUGAAUUAAAGCAUCUUUCGGAACAACCAAUUAUUCUGAAAUUACGAUAAAAGAGAUAAAGAAUACACCUUCACCAUUCAUAAAACAAUGGCAACAAGCCUUACCGAGUGAACCAGAAACAAUAAUAAUCAAAAGACAAAACUAUUUAAAUGUAGAUUUCUUGCAACUUAACUGACACCAAGUUCGAACAUUUGCUGUGAAACUUCAUAUAGAGGACUACACUUGAAAACGGAUAGGCCUUUAGGAAAAGUUAAUAUAACAAACUGAAUGGCGAAGAACGGCUGCUUUAUCCGGACAUGUAUCCUCGUAUUUUUGGCAUCAUGUUACUCUAUCGAAUUUUCAUUUGGUGGUGAUGUGAUUGUUGCAACUGUAGGCUUUCCUCCGGCAAUUCUUAUUUCCAGCAUAACGGUGAACGACACAGCUAUCGAUCUUAAACCCAUUCGGUUGUUAGAUUCAAUGUUGGGCACACCUGGUGGCAUUGUUUAUGAUGGAAUCAGUUCAACUAUCUAUUGGAAAGAUGAGAGACUUCGAACAAUCGACAAAUAUUAUCUUGUGGAUGGAACGCAUGAUGUUUUUAUUUCUGAUGUGGACACUAAAAAUAUUUUAAAUAGUAUUAACAUUGAUGUCAUUGAUCGUAAAUUGUACUGGGUGGAUGAUGGCGGCAUCUCUAUUUAUGUCAUCAACCUUAAUGGAACUGGAAGAAUGAGAGUUUUUACCGAUCCUUCAAUCAACAGAUUCAACGAGUUACAGAUAGAUUCAACAAACAGGUAUUUAUACGGGAUUGUUGUUAAUAUGGAUUAUCGUGUCAAAAUCGAACGCAUUAGCUUAGACGAUCACAGUUUUCGACAAAACAUUAUUGAACCUCGCUACUCACAAGUCUCCGGAAUGUCAAUAUCAGAAAAUGGAAAAUUGUACUGGUAUGAUGGAGGCGACAGCGUUAUUUGGGAAUGUGAUCUAGAUGGAACGAAUUCAAGACAGGUUGCCAAUGACCUUUACAACGUUCUAAGUACACAGGUUUACCGAAAUUACGUGUAUUAUAAUACUGCUUAUAAUGAUGGCAUCGGCCGCGCUAAUAUCGAGACUGGCGACAAGUUUGAAAUGUAUGACAAUGCAGUGCAAGUAAUGUACAUAUACUCUGGAGACAGUUGUAACAUCGACUGCAGGAACGGUGCGGUCUGUAUCAAUUCAGUUGAUAACACCCAGUCUUGCUGGUGUCCGACUGGGUUUGUUGGACCAAGGUGCACAACACUUACUGGAUAUUGCAAAUCCUGUGUUUAAAGAUCAGACGAAUACUGGACAGCCCUACAAGUUGUAAUAUAUAUGUCGGACUUUAUAUUACAUUAGAGCUUUGUUGCACUUUGUAAUAGGGUGACAAAUUUAAAAUAAAAUGGAACUGGAAAAAUUUGUUUUAAAUCUAUUGCACAUUGUAAUAAAUUUAUUUACAUCUUUUAUGAGAAUAGUAUGGAUAGAUGAUAAUAUAUUUUCAGAGGGUAAUAUUUAGCAGAAUAUUUGUUUUUUCUUCACAAAGUUUUUUUUAUUUUUUAUUUCUAAAAACAAAAUAAGCCCCGUGCUCCAAAAGUUGGUUAAUUGUACAAAAACAAUCACUCAAUAUAAAAGAAAAAAAAUAGAUAAACCUUCAGAGGUAUUACCACAAUGGAAUUUUUGCCAUUUUUAAAAAAAUUGAUUUUUCUUUUUUCUUCCCUUCUUCUUCCUCUUUCUUUUUUUUCCCUUCAUUUUUUCCUUUUUACACUUUAGAUACUAGAGAAAACAAUCCCCAGACGUUUACGACCUUAUUUUAAGCACAGCAAAACAUUUACCUUUUUAACUUGGUGUAGUGAGGGAGUGCCCCAGGAAACCACAACAGAACACAUAACAAUCACCCCCGGGGCAAAUACUCCCAAUCUGAACCCGCCCGCCAAUCCUCGGCAUUAAAAAACACAGAGAACCAAAAGCAAGCCAGGACCAAGAGGACUCACCCCAGAAACAACCAACCCACGACCUACCGCAACCCUCCCCCGCACUGCCCCACUCCACCAACUCAAAAAGCCCAACCAUCAUGAUUGUACACCUGUCUCCAUAAAAACAAAGAACACCUCGUUUUUUCCCCCCUUUUUUUCCAUCGUACCUGAACAAUCAUUAUUAUUCGACCUACACAUAAACAAUCCCAUAAAUUUACAACCUUCUUUUAAACCUAAAUUUUACGAAUUCCUUUUCACUUUUUUUUUGUUAAUACAAAUAGAUUAGACCCGGGCAAUUCAGAUAAAAUCAGUUUUAUUUCAUUUAACAGUGAACUUAUACAUAGUAUUUCUCUCCAUGGCAAUAUUUCACUAUUUCAAUAUUUUCAAUAUUUCAUGGCACUUGAAAAAUUAAUUUAAGCACAAUUUUGAAAUAUUGAAAGCCAGCAGAAAAAAAAAAUCCAAUUCUGCUCCUAAAAGGCAAAUCAGAUUUAAGACAAUUAACCCCAAAAAAUAAUUGAUUUGUAAUCUAAUACGAGUUUUUGUUGCAUUGCCUCAUUCCACCAAAUUUGAAAACUUGUCCCUGUUAGUUUCACUCUAUCACAGUUAAACAAAAGAUGUCUCAUUGUUUCGCUGUGCAUUUUACAGAGUGAACUAACAUUAUUCAAAAUUUUCAUUUCAAAAAGUCUUGUACAGUAUUUGUUAUAAGGGAAUUUGUGUUGAUUUUAUACUGAAAAAACCUGGGUAUUUGUAUCUUGACUGCACUUGAAAGGUAAAAAUAGAUGUGAAUCCACACAUUUUCAUAUAUGAUAAAUUUACUACUAUAUUUUAAUUAGCGGUAGGUGGUUCAAUAAAUCUACAAAUAAUUAUCUGAUAUAAUGCUUUUGUUGUCAUUCUUUCCUCCUCAAACAUUUGGAGACCCUUCACUUUACAAUCUUUUCUAUUAAAACCAUGACUCAAAGUCUUCCUCCAGGUGGGUGGAAUUGCAGCAAUCACACUUCUCCAAUUUAAAAAACAAGUCUUUGGUAUGUCUGGCCAGCCAAAAGUCAAAGGAAAAAAUUUCCCCAUUAUCAUUAAAAAGACCACUUACCAAUUCCAUCCCCCUGCAGCAGUGAAACAUAAAGACAGGGUUUACCGUUAAUUUUAAUGUUGAAAUUAUUCCAAAUACAUUAACCUCAUAGGGUUUAGAGUGAGAUCAAAGUAGGAUUUAGCAGAAAAUUGGUUAUUUGAUAAAUUAAGCUUCCAAUUUCUGGAUGUUCAUACUUGUCGGAUUAGGAAACAUGAUGAGAUAGCUUGUAUUUACAGAGAUCAACCACGUGUUUAACUACCUUUAUGGGCUACGUUUGUAGGGAGACUUUUAGUAUGUGUAAAAUAAUUAUUUGAUGAAGAUUAUCUAACAAUAUUCGAAUUUGGAUAACAGUAAGGUCAUAUUUUUAAAUUUUUCCAACAGAUUAACGGUUGAUAGAUUUUUACAGAUAUUACUCCAGUUCAAAUUGUUAUUUAAGGACUUAAUAUUCCAGAGCAGUUGUGAUCUAGGUUAGACAAAUAUUAUCAACAAGUUGAUUUCUAAUGGUUUUUGUAGUAAAUUCCAUUUUGAGAUUUUGUCAUCAAAUAACCUUUUCAUACGUGUUAUUUUAACCGAUGCAAUUACACUUGGGAGAUAAUAAUAUCAGGACCACCCUUACUUUUUGACCAAUCACUGUUAUCCUCUUUUUCCACAGAAAUCUGAAAAGGAGGCUUUCAAUUCUUUUUUGGAAGAACUGUUUUUUUUUUUUAAAGAUCGACUUUCGACGUUUCGAUUGAAAUGUUUCAUGUUUCAUUUGCCAUUAUUCUCCUGUUGACGACUAAAGCAACUCCAAAAAAAAAAAGCACUCUAGACUAACAAUUAUUUUCAUAAUAACUAUCUAUGUGGGCAUUUAUUAUUAUAAGUUUGUUUAAUGUUAUUGCAUCUAUUGUAUCGGUGGAGUACCUGCAUUUUGUAGAAAGAAAGAUGAUCGUAGUAUUCGGUAUGCUUGACAUCAUUGUCACCAAAAUACCAUGUAUUUGCGUUUGGUGGUCGUAGUAUAUGCUUGCCAUCAUUGUCGCCAAAAUGCCAUGUAUUUGCGAUUGUAAAUGUAUAAUAACAUAUAUACUAGUAAAUAAACUCAGCUCAGACA
Anneissia japonica is the source of this 4204-nucleotide messenger RNA. Its product is annotated as low-density lipoprotein receptor-related protein 5-like. NCBI's taxonomy places the organism in Eukaryota, Metazoa, Echinodermata, Crinoidea, Comatulida, Comatulidae. Bases 361 to 1371 code for a protein of 336 amino acids. The record is from RefSeq and is a predicted model, not a curated record. The transcript is spliced from 9 exons.